Messenger RNA from Lepisosteus oculatus (spotted gar), 2065 nucleotides. NCBI's taxonomy places the organism in Eukaryota, Metazoa, Chordata, Actinopteri, Semionotiformes, Lepisosteidae. The record is from RefSeq and is a predicted model, not a curated record.
GCCCCCCGAGGCUAUAAAAUCGGGUGGCUCAACGUCAUCCUCAUGCGACACAUCUUUGUCAGUGAACAAAAUGGCGUCCUACUGUCUAACCGUCAGCCGGCUUCAGCAUGCCCUGGGGCAGGGCGCGCGGCGGCUGCACGUGACGGCGGCCUUCAGCGCCAAGGCCAAGGUGUCCAUGAGCCGCUUCGAGCCCGGGAGCUACAUCGACUACGACAAGCUGCACCGGAACAUCAACAUCGUCCGCAAGAGGCUGGACCGGCCCCUCACCCUGUCCGAGAAGAUCGUGUACGGUCACCUGGACGACCCGGCGGGGCAGGAGGUCGCCCGCGGCCGCACCUACCUGCGCCUGCGGCCCGACCGGGUGGCCAUGCAGGACGCCACGGCGCAGAUGGCCAUGCUGCAGUUCAUCAGCAGCGGCCUGCCCACGGUCGCCGUGCCCUCCACCAUCCACUGCGACCACCUGAUCGAGGCCCAGCUCGGGGGCGUGCAGGACCUGCAGAGGGCAAAGGAAGUGAAUCAGGAGGUGUAUAACUUCCUGGCCAGUGCUGGGGCAAAGUACGGAGUGGGCUUCUGGAAGCCUGGCUCGGGAAUCAUCCACCAGAUCAUCCUGGAGAACUACGCCUUCCCCGGCGCGAUGCUGAUCGGCACCGACUCCCACACGCCCAACGGGGGCGGGCUGGGGGCCGUGUGCAUCGGGGUGGGCGGGGCCGACGCCGUCGACGUCAUGGCGGGGAUCCCCUGGGAGCUCAAGUGCCCCAACGUGACGGCGCUGGCCGAUGACUUCCGGGAGCACCUGGUGCCCGACCCCGGGUGCGAGUACGACCAGGUCAUCGAGAUCAACCUGAGCGAGCUGAAGCCCCACAUUAACGGUCCCUUCACCCCUGACCUGGCGCACCCCGUGUCGGAGGUCGGCGCCGUGGCUGAGAAGAGUGGGUGGCCUCUGGAGGUCAAAGUAGGUCUGAUCGGCAGCUGCACCAACUCCAGCUACGAGGACAUGGGCCGGGCCGCCUCCCUGGCCAAGCAGGCGCUGGACCGCGGCAUGAAGUGCAAGUCCGAGUUCACCAUCACGCCCGGGUCCGAGCAGAUCCGGGCCACCAUCGAGAGAGACGGCUACGCCCAGAUCCUGAGAGACGUGGGCGGUGUGGUUCUGGCCAACGCGUGCGGGCCCUGUAUCGGACAGUGGGACAGGCAGGACGUGAAGAAGGGGGAGAAGAACACCAUCGUGACGUCUUUCAACAGGAACUUCACGGCCAGGAACGACGCCAACCCGGCGACCCACGCCUUCGUCACCUCUCCCGAGAUCGUGACGGCCAUGGCCAUCGCGGGCACGCUCAAGUUCGACCCCGAGCGGGACUUCCUGACGGCGCCCAGCGGGGAGAAGUUCAAGCUGCAGCCGCCCACCGGGGACGAGCUCCCGGCCCUGGACUUCGACCCCGGCCUGGACACCUACCAGCACCCCCCCGGGGACGGCAGCGGGGUCGCCGUGGACGUGAGCCCCCAGAGCCAGCGGCUGCAGCUGCUGGAGCCCUUCGACAGGUGGGACGGGCGCGACCUGGAGGACAUGCAAGUGCUCAUCAAGGUGAAGGGCAAGUGCACCACUGACCACAUCUCCGCAGCCGGGCCCUGGCUCAAGUUCAGGGGUCACCUGGACAACAUCUCCAACAACCUGCUGAUCGGCGCCAUCAACAUCGAGAACGACAAGGCCAACAGCGUCCGCAACCAGCUGACCGGGGAGUACGGGGGGGUGCCCGACGUGGCCCGGCACUACAAGAAAAACGGCCUGCGGUGGGUGGUGGUAGGCGACGAGAACUACGGUGAGGGUUCGAGCCGGGAGCACGCCGCCCUGGAGCCGCGGCACCUGGGGGGCCAAGCCAUCAUCACCAAGAGCUUCGCUCGCAUCCACGCCGCGAAUCGGUCCGUGGUGGCGAUGGCUCGGCGGGGACCCGGCGGCCGCGCUCUCCGCCGGGCGCGGUGUUGCUCGCACUCCCGCGGCCCCCCGGGUGCGAGUGAAUCUCGCCUCUCGCCUCUGGCUCUCGGAGAGAGGCCGGGCGUGCACACUCCAUGA